Molecule: messenger RNA, 19340 nt
Organism: Mesocricetus auratus (golden hamster)
Lineage: Eukaryota; Metazoa; Chordata; Mammalia; Rodentia; Cricetidae
Gene: Kmt2d
Product: lysine methyltransferase 2D
Biological process (GO): positive regulation of transcription by RNA polymerase II
Cellular component (GO): nucleus; MLL3/4 complex
Molecular function (GO): histone H3K4 methyltransferase activity; transcription coactivator activity; histone binding
Source: RefSeq, a predicted model, not a curated record
UGGAUUUACCGUUCUUGGCCCCCUUAAGCCCCCCCGAGUGGGGGGCGGCUGUGAUCGCUCUGGCGGUUGGAGGUCGGGGAGCGGCCCGGGCUCUGGCCAUGUUCUCGGAUGAAGAUUUCUGGAUCGCCCUGUGAAGAGGUCUCCCCGAGAGGGCCCUGCCCAGUCGGAGAGAGGGAUGGACAGCCAGAAGCCGCCUGGUGAAGACAAAGAUUCAGAACCGGCAGCUGAUGGACCUGCAGCCUCUGAGGAGCCAGGUGCCACUGAGCCAGACCUUCCUAACCUGUGUGUUGGGGAGGUCUCUGUCCCUAGUUCUGGGAGUCCCAGGCUUCAGAAGCCUCCUCAUGACUGCAGUGGGGGUCCAGCACGGCGAUGUGCUCUCUGUAACUGCGGGGAGCCCAGCCUGCAUGGGCAGAGGGAGCUCCAGUGCUUUGAAUUGCCAUUUGACUGGCCCCGGUCUCCAGUGGUGUCCUCUGGGGGAAACCCAGGACCCUGUGAAGCAGUGCUGCCCAGUGAGGACCUGUCACAAAUUGGUUUCCCUGAGGGCCUUACACCUGCCCACCUAGGAGAACCUGGAGGGCACUGCUGGGCACAUCACUGGUGUGCUGUGUGGUCAGCGGGUGUAUGGGGGCAGGAGGGCCCAGAACUAUGUGGUGUGGACAAGGCCAUCUUCUCAGGGAUCUCACAGCGCUGCUCUCACUGCACCAGGUUCGGUGCCUCCAUUCCUUGCCGCUCACCUGGAUGUCCACGGCUUUACCACUUCCCCUGUGCGACUGCCAGUGGUUCCUUCUUAUCCAUGAAAACAUUGCAGCUGCUCUGCCCAGACCACAGUGAGGGGGCUGCACAUUUGGAGGAGGCUCGCUGUGCAGUGUGUGAGGGGCCGGGAGAGCUGUGCGACCUCUUCUUCUGUACCAGUUGUGGGCAUCACUAUCAUGGAGCCUGUCUGGACACUGCUCUGACUGCCCGCAAGCGUGCUGGCUGGCAGUGCCCUGAAUGCAAAGAGUGCCAAGCCUGCAGGAAACCUGGGAAUGAUUCUAAGAUGUUGGUCUGUGAGACGUGUGACAAAGGAUAUCAUACUUUCUGCUUAAAACCACCCAUAGAGGAACUGCCUGCUCACUCAUGGAAAUGUAUGACAUGCCGGGUAUGUCGGGCCUGUGGGGCAGGCUCAGCAGAACUGAAUCCGAACUCUGAAUGGUUUGAGAACUAUUCGCUCUGUCACCGUUGUCAUAAAGCCCAGGGAGGUCAGCCUGUCAUUUCUGUUGCUGAGCAGCGGCCACCUGUCCGUAGUAGAUUUUCACCCCCAGAGCCUGGCGAUGUCCCCACUGAUGAGCCUGAUGCUCUGUACGUUGCAUGCCAAGGGCAGCCAAAGGGUGGGCACGUGACCUCUAUGCAACCCAAGGAACCUGGACCCCUGCAAUGUGACGCCAAACCACUAGGGAGAGCAGGGACCCAACUUGAAGCCCAGUUGGAGGCUCCCGUAAAUGAGGAGAUGCCACUGCUGCCCCCGCCUGAGGAGUCACCCCUGUCUCCACCACCUGAAGAAUCACCUACAUCUCCACCACCCGAAGCCUCACGUUUGUCCCCACCACCUGAUGAAUCACCUGAAUCCAUGCUACCUGAGGCAUCACACCUGUCCCCACCGACUGAGGAAUCACCCCUUUCUCCACCACCUGAGGAAUCUCCUUUGUCCCCUCCACCUGAAUCGUCACCUUUUUCUCCAUUGGAGGAGUCACCUCCAUCUCCUGCACUAGAGACGCCCCUGUCCCCACCACCUGAAGCCUCACCCCUGUCUCCACCAUUCGAGGAAUCUCCUCUCUCCCCUCCACCUGAGGAAUUGCCCACCUCCCCACCACCUGAGGCAUCUCGCCUAUCUCCACCACCUGAGGAGUCACCCAUGUCCCCUCCACCUGAGGAGUCACCCAUGUCCCCUCCACCCGAGGCAUCUCGUCUGUUCCCGCCAUUUGAGGAGUCUCCUCUGUCUCCUCCACCUGAAGAGUCUCCUCUGUCUCCACCUCCGGAGGCAUCACGACUGUCCCCACCCCCUGAGGACUCACCCAUGUCUCCCCCACCUGAAGACUCACCUAUGUCCCCCCCACCUGAAGUAUCACGCUUCUCCCCCUUGCCUGUCCUGUCACACUUAUCUCCCCUGCCUGAGGUAUCGCGGCUUUCCCCACCUCCUGAGGAAUCUCCCCUGUCCCCACCUCCUGAGGACUCUCCCACGUCACCUCCACCUGAGGCUUCACGACUAUCCCCUCCCCCUGAAGACUCUCCGGUGUCACCACCACCAGAGGACUCACUCAUGUCCCUGCCACUGGAGGAGUCACCCUUGUCACCACUGCCUGAGGCACCGAGACUCUGCCCUCAGCCCGAGGAACCAUACCUGUCUCCUCAGCCUGAAGAGCCCCGACUCUGUCCCCAGCCUGAGGAGCUGCCCCUGUCUCCACGGUCUGAGGAGCCAUGCCUGUCCCCUGUGCUUGCAGAGCCGUGUCUAUCUUCUCAGCCUGAGGAACCACACUUGUCUCCUGUGCUUCAGGAACAACAUUUGUCCCCUCAGCCUGAGGAACCGCAUCUGUCCCCUCAGCCUAAGGACCCACACCUGUCUCCCCAGUCUGAGGAGCCUUGCCUGUCCCCCAAGCCUGAGGAACUGUACCAAUCUCCUCGACCUGAAGAACCUCCUGAGGAACCAAGCCAGUGCCCUGCACCUAAGGAGUUGUCCUUGUUUCCCCCAACUGGGGAGCCACCUUUAUCGCCCAUGCUCGGAGAGCCAGUCGUGUCUGAGCCUGGGGAGCCACCUCUAUCCCCACUUCCUGAGGAGCUGCCCUUGUCUCUAUCGGAGGAGCCAGCCUUGUCACCUCAGCUGAUGCCACCAGAUCCUCUUCCUCCUCCGCUCUCGCCCAUUAUCCCAGCUGCGGCUCCUCCAGCCUUGUCUCCUUUGGGGGAGUUAGAGUACCCCUUUGGUGCCAAAGGGGACAGUGACCCUGAGUCACCAUUGGCUGCCCCCAUCCUAGAGACACCUAUCAGCCCUCCACCAGAAGCUAACUGCACUGACCCUGAGCCUGUGCCCCCGAUGAUCCUUCCCCCAUCUCCAGGCUCCCCACUGGGACCUGCUUCUCCUGCCCUCAUGGAGCCCCUCCCUCCACCUUGUUCUCCGCUCCUCGAGCAUUCCUUGCCUCCUCCACCUUCUCCUCCUUCCCAGUGUUCACCUCCUGCUCUGCCACUGUCUCUGCCCUCCCCAUUGAGUCCUGUGCAGAAGGGUGUGGAUGUCUCAGAUGAGGCUGAGAUGCAUGAAAUGGAGACUGAGAAAGGUCCAGAACCUGAGUGUCCAGCCUUGGAACCCAGUGCCACCAGUCCUCUGCCAUCCCCUAUGGGGGACCUCUCUUGCCCUGCCCCUAGCCCUGCCCCUGCCCUGGAUGACUUCUCUGGCUUGGGAGAAGACACAGCCCCUCUAGAUGGGACUGAUGCUAAUGCUUCACAGUCACGGACCGGACAGACCCCUGGCAGUUUGGCUGGUGAACUUAAAGGUUCUCCUGUGCUCCUGGACCCUGAGGAGCUGACCCCUGUGACCCCUAUGGAGGUCUAUGGCCCAGAUUGCAAGCAGGCAGGGCAGGGCUCGCCCUGUGAAGAACAGGAGGAGCUGGGUGCACCCCUGGCCCCCAUGCCGCCUACUCUCAUCAAAUCAGACAUCGUUAAUGAGAUCUCAAAUCUGAGCCAGGGCGAUGCAAGUGCCAGUUUUCCUGGUUCAGAGCCCCUACUGGGUUCUCCUGAUCCUGAGGGGGGUGGCUCCUUGUCCAUGGAGCUGGGAGUGUCUACAGAUGUUAGUCCAGCCCGAGAUGAGGGCUCCCUGCGCCUCUGUACCGACUCACUACCAGAGACUGAUGACUCACUGUUGUGUGACACUGGGACAACCAUCAGUGGAGGCAAAGCGGAGGGAGACAAGGGGCGUCGGCGCAGCUCCCCAGCCCGCUCCCGAAUCAAACAGGGUCGUAGCAGUAGUUUCCCAGGAAGACGCCGGCCUCGUGGAGGAGCACAUGGAGGACGAGGGAGAGGACGGGCUCGGCUGAAAUCAACCACUUCUUCCAUUGAGACACUGGUAGUGGCUGAUAUCGAUGGUUCUCCUAGCAAGGAGGAGGAAGAGGAAGAUGAUGACACCAUGCAGAAUACCGUGGUUCUCUUCUCUAACACAGACAAAUUUGUUCUAAUGCAGGACAUGUGUGUGGUGUGUGGCAGCUUUGGCCGGGGCGCUGAGGGCCACCUCUUGGCCUGUUCCCAGUGUUCCCAGUGCUAUCACCCUUACUGUGUCAACAGCAAGAUCACCAAGGUGAUGCUUCUAAAGGGCUGGCGUUGUGUGGAGUGUAUCGUGUGUGAGGUAUGCGGCCAGGCCUCCGACCCUUCACGCCUGCUGCUCUGUGAUGACUGUGACAUUAGCUACCACACGUACUGCCUGGAUCCUCCACUGCUCACUGUGCCCAAGGGUGGCUGGAAGUGCAAGUGGUGUGUGUCUUGUAUGCAAUGUGGGGCUGCCUCCCCUGGCUUCCACUGUGAAUGGCAGAAUAGUUACACACAUUGCGGGCCCUGUGCCAGCCUGGUGACCUGUCCUGUUUGUCACGCUCCCUAUGUGGAGGAAGAUCUGCUCAUCCAGUGUCGCCACUGUGAACGGUGGAUGCAUGCUGGCUGCGAGAGCCUCUUCACAGAGGAUGAAGUGGAGCAGGCUGCCGACGAAGGCUUUGACUGUGUUUCCUGUCAGCCCUAUGUGGUGAAGCCUGUGGCACCUGUUGCCCCACCAGAACUGGUACCCGUGAAGGUGAAAGAGCCAGAGCCCCAGUUCUUUCGCUUCGAGGGUGUGUGGCUGACAGAAACUGGCAUGGCGGUGCUGCGCAACCUGACCAUGUCACCACUACACAAGCGGCGCCAGCGGCGAGGACGGCUAGGCCUCCCAGGCGAGGCAGGGCUGGAGGGUUCUGAGCCCUCAGAUGCCCUUGGCCCUGAUGACAAGAAGGAUGGGGACCUGGACACUGAGGAGCUGCUCAAGGGUGAAGGUGGUGUGGAGCACAUGGAGUGUGAAAUUAAACUAGAAGGCCCUGCCAGCCCUGAUGUAGAACCUGGCAAAGAAGAGACAGAGGAAAGCAAAAAGCGCAAGCGCAAACCGUAUCGGCCCGGCAUUGGUGGCUUCAUGGUGCGGCAGCGGAAAUCUCAUCCACGUGUGAAAAGGGGGCCUGCUGCACAGGCCGAGGUGUUGAGUGGGGAUGGGCAGCCCGACGAGGUGAUGCCUGUUGAUCUGCCAGCCGAGGGCUCUGUGGAACCAAGCCUUGCUGAGGGGGAUGAGAAGAAGAAGCAACAGCGAAGAGGGCGCAAAAAGAGCAAACUGGAAGACAUGUUCCCUGCUUACUUGCAGGAAGCCUUCUUUGGGAAGGAGCUGCUGGACCUGAGUCGGAAGUCCCUUUUUGCAGUUGGGGUGGGCCGGCCAAGCUUCGGACUCGGAACUCAAAAGCCUCGGGGGGAUGGAGGUUCAGAGAAGAAGGAGCUCACUGCCUUGCACAAAGGAGACGAUGGUCCAGAUGUUGCAGAUGAAGAGUCCCAUGGGCCUGAGGGCAUGGCUGAUAUGCCAGGGCUUGAGGAUGGGGGUGUGAAGGCAUCACCAGUGCCCAGUGACCCUGAGAAGCCAGGUACCCCAGGUGAAGGAAUGCUUAGCUCCGACUUAGACAGGAUUCCCACAGAAGAACUGCCCAAGAUGGAGUCCAAGGACCUGCAGCAGCUCUUUAAGGAUGUCCUGGGUUCAGAAAGAGAACAGCAUUUGGGUUGUGGAACUCCUGGCCUAGAAGGCAGCCGCACACCACUGCAGAGGCCCUUUCUCCAAGGUGGACUCCCUUUGGGCAGCCUCCCCUCUAGUAGCCCAAUGGACUCCUACCCAGGCCUCUGCCAGUCUCCCUUCUUAGAUUCUAGGGAGCGCGGGGGCUUCUUUAGCCCAGAACCGGGUGAGCCAGACAGCCCCUGGACAGGCUCAGGGGGCACCACGCCCUCCACUCCCACCACCCCUACCACCGAGGGUGAGGGCGACGGGCUGUCCUAUAACCAGCGGAGUCUGCAGCGCUGGGAAAAAGACGAGGAACUGGGCCAGCUCUCCACUAUUUCACCUGUCCUCUAUGCCAACAUUAACUUUCCUAAUCUCAAGCAAGAUUACCCAGACUGGUCUAGCCGAUGUAAACAAAUCAUGAAGCUUUGGAGAAAGGUUCCAGCCGCUGACAAAGCCCCCUACCUGCAAAAGGCCAAAGAUAACCGGGCUGCUCACCGCAUCAACAAGGUGCAGAAGCAGGCUGAGAGCCAGAUCAACAAGCAGGCUAAGGUGGGCGACAUAGCCCGUAAGACUGAUCGACCGGCCCUCCAUCUCCGCAUUCCCUCCCAGCCAGGGGCACUGGGCAGUCCGCCUCCUGCUGCGGCCCCCACUAUUUUCAUUGGCAGUCCCACUACCCCUGCUGGCUUGUCUACCUCUGCGGACGGGUUCCUGAAGCCACCAGCGGGCACAGUGCCCGGCCCUGACUCACCUGGUGAGCUCUUCCUCAAGCUCCCGCCCCAGGUGCCCGCCCAAGUGCCUUCGCAGGACCCCUUUGGACUGGCCCCUGCCUACGCCCCGGAGCCACGCUUCUCUGCGGCACCACCCACUUAUCCUCCUUACCCAAGUCCCUCUGGAGCCCCUGCCCAGCCCCCAAUAUUGGGCACCACAACUCGACCUGGGACUGGCCAGCCAGGGGAAUUCCACACUACCCCACCGGGUACCCCCAGACACCAGCCUUCCACGCCUGACCCCUUCCUCAAGCCCCGCUGCCCCUCAUUGGACAACCUGGCUGUGCCUGAGAGCCCAGGGGUAGCGGGAGGCAAGGCUUCUGAGCCUCUGCUCUCAUCCCCACCUUUUGGGGAGUCCCGGAAGACCCUAGAGGUGAAGAAGGAAGAGCUUGGGGCAUCCUCUCCUGGCUAUGGUCCCCCAAACCUGGGCUGUGUUGACUCACCCUCCUCAGGCCCCCACCUGGGUGGCUUGGAGUUAAAGGCACCUGAUGUCUUCAAAGCCCCCCUAACCCCUCGGGCAUCUCAGGUAGAGCCCCAGAGCCCGGGCCUGGGCCUACGGGCCCAGGAGCCACCCCCAGCCCAGGCUUUGGCCCCUUCUCCUCCCAACCACCCUGACGUCUUUCGUUCUGCCUCCUACCCUGACCCCUAUGCCCAGCCCCCAUUGACUCCUCGACCCCAGCCCCCACCCCCUGAGAGCUGCUGUGCCCUGCCUCCUCGAUCACUGCCCUCUGACCCUUUCUCCAGAGUGCCCGCUAGUCCUCAGUCCCAGUCCAGUUCCCAGUCACCGUUGACCCCACGUCCUCUGUCUGCUGAGGCUUUCUGCCCAUCCCCUGUCACCCCUCGCUUCCAGUCUCCUGACCCUUAUUCUCGUCCGCCCUCACGCCCUCAGUCCCGUGACCCCUUUGCCCCACUGCAUAAGCCACCCCGACCCCAGCCCCCUGAAGUUGCCUUUAAGGCUGGGCCCCUAGCCCACACUCCCCUGGGAGCUGGGGGCUUCCCAGCAGCCCUGCCCUCCGGCCCAGCAGGUGAGCUCCAUGCCAAGGUCCCAAGUGGGCAACCCCCCAAUUUUGCCCGUUCUCCUGGGACAGGCGCAUUUGUGGGCACCCCAUCUCCCAUGCGGUUCACUUUCCCACAGGGGGUAGGGGAGCCUUCCCUAAAACCCCCUGUCCCUCAGCCUGGUCUCCCUCCACCCCAUGGGAUCAACAGCCAUUUUGGGCCUAGCCCCACCUUGGGCAAGCCUCAAAGCACAAACUACGCAGUAGCCACAGGGAACUUUCACCCAUCAGGCAGCCCCCUGGGGCCCAGCAGUGGGCCCACAGGGGAGGGCUAUGGGCUGUCCCCACUACGCCCCGCAUCUGUUCUGCCACCUCCCACACCCGAGGGACCCCUCCCCUAUUUGUCCCACGGAGCCUCACAAAGGGCAGGCAUCACAUCUCCAGUGGAAAAGCGAGAAGAUGCAGGGUCUACAAUGAGUGGUAGCUCUUUGGCAACACCUGAACUCUCAAGUGCCCAGGAUGCAGGCAUGUCUAGCCUCAGCCAGACAGAGCUGGAGAAACAACGGCAGCGCCAGAGACUACGGGAACUGCUGAUUCGACAGCAGAUUCAGCGUAACAACUUGCGGCAGGAGAAGGAAACAGCUGCAGCAGCUGCAGGUGCAGUGGGGCCUCCAGGCAACUGGGGCGCUGAGCCCAGCAGCCCUGCCUUUGAACAGCUGAGUAGAGGCCAGGCCCCUUUCACUGGGUCCCAGGAUAAGAGCAGUAUUGUGGGGUUACCUUCAAGCAAGCUAGGUGGUCCUAUCCUGGGACCAGGAGCCUUCUCCAGUGAUGACCGACUCUCCAGGCCACUUCCACCAGCCACACCUUCCUCUAUGGAUGUGAACAGCAGGCAACUUGUUGGAGGCUCCCAGGCCUUCUAUCAGCGUACACCCUAUCCUGGGUCCCUACCCCUGCAGCAGCAGCAGCAACUGUGGCAGCAGCAGCAGCAGCAGCAGCAGCAACAACAACAACAACAGACAACAGUAGCGACCUCCAUGCGACUUGCUAUGUCUGCUCGAUUUCCAUCAACUCCUGGACCUGAACUUGGCCGCCAAGCACUAGGUUCCCCCUUGGCAGGAAUUCCCACCCGCCUUCCAGGCCCUGCUGAGCCAGUGCCUGGUCCAGCUGGUCCUGCUCAGUUUAUUGAGUUGCGACACAAUGUACAGAAAGGACUUGGACCUGGGGGAUCUCCGUUUCCUGGUCAGGGUCCCCCUCAGAGGCCCCGUUUUUACCCGGUAAGCGAGGAACCCCAUCGACUGGCUCCUGAAGGUCUUCGGGGCAUGGCUAUUUCAGGCCUUCCCCCACAAAAACCCUCAGCCCCACCAGCCCCUGAAUUGAACAACAACCUCCAUCAGACACCCCAUACCAAGGGUCCUGCCCUACCAACUGGCUUGGAGCUGGUCAGCCGCCCACCGUCAAACCCUGAACUUGGUCGUCCCCCUCUGACUUUGGAAGCUGGGAAGUUGCCUUGUGAGGAUCCUGAGUUGGACGAUGAGUUUGAUGCCCACAAGGCCCUAGAGGAUGAUGAAGAGCUAGCUCACUUGGGUUUGGGUGUGGAUGUGGCCAAGGGUGAUGAUGAACUGGGCACCCUAGAAAACCUGGAGACUAAUGACCCCCACUUAGAUGACCUCCUCAAUGGAGAUGAAUUUGACCUGCUAGCAUAUACUGACCCUGAGCUAGAUACCGGGGACAAGAAGGACAUCUUUAAUGAGCACCUGAGGCUUGUGGAGUCAGCAAAUGAGAAGGCUGAACGAGAAGCCCUGCUGCGGGGGGUGGAGCCAGUAUCCUUGGGCCCUGAGGAACGUCCUCCCCCUGCCACAGACAGCUCUGAGCCUCGCCUAACAUCUGUGCUCCCUGAGGUGAAGCCCAAAGUGGAGGAGGGAGGACGCCAUCCUUCUCCUUGCCAGUUCACCAUUAACACCCCCAAGGUGGAGCCAGCACCUCCCGCCACUCCCCUCAGCCUGGGACUGAAGCCAGGUCAGACAGUGACGGGCAACCGGGACACUCAAAGAGUAAGUUCAGGACCAUUCCCCAGCAGUGGGCCCACAACGGAGAAGGGUCCAUUUGGGACCACAGGAGGAACACCAGCUCACUUGCUGAACCCCAGCUCACUGAGUGGCCCAGGUGGAUCCUCCCUUCUGGAAAAAUUUGAGCUAGAGAGUGGGGCUCUAACCUUACCCAGUGGACAUGCAGCAUCUGGGGAUGAGCUGGACAAAAUGGAGAGCUCCCUGGUGGCCAGUGAGUUGCCUCUGCUCAUUGAGGACCUGUUAGAGCACGAGAAGAAGGAGCUUCAGAAGAAGCAGCAGCUUUCAGCACAGCUACAGCCUGCCCAGCAGCAGCAGCAACAGCAGCAGCAACAACAUUCCCUCCUUCCUACACCAGGCCCUGCACAGACCCUGCCUUUGCCACAUGAGGCUGGGCCCCCACAGCAGCUUGCUCUGGGUCUUGGAAGUACUCGACAGCCAGGUUUGGGCCAGACACUGAUGCCCAGCCAGUCACCAGCUCAUGCCCUUCAGCAGCGCCUGGCCCCAUCUGUGGCUAUGGUGUCUAACCAAGGGCAUAUGCUAAGUGGGCAGCAAGCAGGGCAGACAGGCUUGGUGCCCCCACAGAGCUCACAGCCAGUGUUAGCACAGAAACCCAUGAAUGCCAUGCCAGCUUCCAUGUGCAUGAAGCCCCCGCAGCUGGCAGUGCAGCAACAACAGCUGGCUAACAGCUUCUUCCCAGACACAGAUCUGGACAAAUUUGCUGCAGAAGAUAUCAUUGAUCCUAUUGCAAAGGCCAAGAUGGUAGCUUUGAAAGGCAUCAAGAAAGUGAUGGCUCAGGGCAGCAUUGGGGUGGCACCUGGUAUAAACAGGCAGCAAGUCUCACUGCUGGCUCAGAGGCUCUCCGGGGGCUCUGGCAAUGAUCUGCAGAACCAUGUGGCACCUGGGAGUGGCCAGGAGCGGAAUUCUAGUGACCCUUCCCAGCCACGUCCCAACCCACCCACCUUUGCCCAGGGAGUGAUCAAUGAGGCUGACCAGCGGCAGUAUGAAGAAUGGCUGUUCCAUACCCAGCAGCUCCUGCAGAUGCAGCUGAAGGUGCUAGAGGAGCAGAUUGGUGUGCACCGCAAGUCCCGGAAGGCUCUGUGUGCCAAGCAGCGCACUGCCAAAAAGGCCGGCCGUGAGUUUCCGGAAGCUGAUGCCGAGAAGCUCAAGCUGGUUACAGAGCAGCAAAGCAAGAUCCAGAAACAGCUGGAUCAGGUCCGGAAACAGCAGAAGGAGCACACGAAUCUCAUGGCAGAAUACCGGAACAAGCAGCAACAGCAGCAACAGCAGCAGCAGCAGCAGCAGCAGCAGCAGCAGCAGCACUCAGCUGUACUGGCUCUCAGCCCUUCUCAGAGUUCUCGGGUACUCACCAAGCUCCCUGGCCAGCUGCUCCCUGGCCAUGGAUUACAGCCGCCACAGGCACCUCCAGGUGGUCAAGCUGGAGGUCUUCGUCUGCCUCCAGGAGGUAUGGUACUACCCGGACAGCCUGGUGGUCCAUUCCUCAAUACUGCCGUGGGCCAGCAGCAGCAACAGCAGCAUCCUGGUGUGGCUGGAUCCUUGACUGGCCAUUCAGGGAACUUCUUCCCUGGAAAUCUUGCUCUCCGAAGCCUUGGACCUGACUCAAGGCUUUUACAGGAAAGGCAACUACAGCUGCAGCAGCAACGAAUGCAACUGGCCCAGAAAUUGCAGCAGCAGCAACAGCAGCAGCAACAGCAACACCUCUUAGGGCAGGUUGCAAUCCAACAGCAACAGGGUCCCGGAGUACAGAACCAGGCUCUGGGUCCCAAGCCUCAGGGCCUUCUGCCUCCCAGCAACCACCAGGGCCUCCUGGUCCAACAAUUGUCCCCUCAACAGUCACAGGGGUCGCAGGGCAUGCUGGGUCCUGCCCAGGUUGCAGUGCUGCAGCAGCAGCAGCACUCUGGAGCUUUGGGUCCUCAGGGCCCUCACAGACAGGUGCUUAUGACUCAGUCCAGGGUGCUGAGUUCCCCUCAGCUGGCGCAGCAGGGUCACAACCUUAUGGGACACCGACUUCUCACAGCCCAGCAGCCACAGCAGCAGCACCAACAGCAGGGGUCUAUGACGGGGCUUUCCCAUCUCCAACAAGGAAUGAUGUCACAUGGUGGGCAGCCCAAAAUGAGUGCCCAGGCAUUGGGCUCCUUACAACAGCAGCAACAGCAGCAGCAACAGCUGCAUCUUCAGCAGCAGCUGCACCAGCAACAACAGAUGCAGCAGCAACAGCAACAUCUUCAGCAGCAACAACAGCAGCAGAUGGGCCUCUUGAAUCAGAAUCGAACUUUACUAUCUCCUCAGCAGCAGCAGCAGCAGCAGGUGACACUUGGUCCUGGCAUGCCAGCCAAGCCUCUUCAACACUUUUCUAGCCCCGGAGCCCUAGGCCCAACCCUGCUCCUGACAGGCAAGGAACAAAACAUUACAGAGGCAUCGCUUCCUUCAGAAGUCACUGAGGGCUCCUCCACACAUCAAGGAGGGACAUUGGCAGUGGGGGCUACACCUGAGCCAAUGUCUGUUGAACCAGGGGAGGUAAAGCCCUCCGUUUCUGGAGACUCACAGCUGCUACUUGUCCAGUCCCAGGCCCAGCCUCAGCCCACCCCAGUGCAGCUGCAGCCGCCACUAAGGCUCCCAGGGCAACCCCAGCAGCAGCAAGUGAACUUGCUCCACACGGCAGGUGGAGGAAACCAUGGGCAGCAACUAGGGAGUGGAUCCUCUUCUGAGGUCCCUUCUGGACCCCACCUGCUGACCCAGCCCUCUGUUUCCUCAGGGGAACAGCCUGGGCCUAUGGCCCAGAACCUUCUGGGCUCCCAACCGCCCCUUGGGCUAGAUCGGCCCAUUCAAACGAACACAGGGCCACAGCCUCCCAAAUCAGGACCUGUUCCUCAGUCUGGGCAGGGUCUUCCCGGGGUUGGAGUCAUGCCUACAGUGGGUCAACUUCGAGCACAGCUCCAAGGAGUCCUGGCCAAAAACCCACAGCUGCGGCACUUGAGCCCUCAGCAGCAACAGCAGCUACAGGCACUCCUCAUGCAGCGACAGCUGCAGCAGAGUCAGGCAGUGCGCCAGACUCCACCGAUCCAGGAGCCUGGGACCCAGCCCUCUCCUCUCCAGGGCCUUCUGGGCUGCCAACCUCAAUCUGGGAGUUUUUCUGGAUCUCAGACUGGACCCCUCCAGGAGCUAGGGGCAGGACCUAGACCUCAGGGCCCACCCCGACUCCCUGUCCCACAAGGAGCCUUAUCUACAGGACCAGUGCUUGGCCCUGUCCAUCCCACACCUCCACUAUCCAGUCCCCAAGAGCCAAAGAGACCUUCACAGUUACCUUCCCCCAGUGCCCAGCUAACCCCCACCCAUCCAGGGACUCCAAAGCCCCAGGGGCCAACCUUGGAGCUGCCUCCUGGGAGGGUCUCACCUGCUGCUGCCCAACUUGCAGAUACUUUCUUUGGCAAGGGGCUGGGACCCUGGGACCCCUCAGAUAACCUAGCUGAAGCCCAGAAGCCAGAGCAGAGCAGCCUGGUAUCUGGGCAUCUGGAACAGGUGAAUGGACAGGUGGUACAAGAGCCACCCCAACUCAGCAUCAAACAGGAGCCUCGGGAAGAGUCGUGUGCCCUGGGUGCACAGGCAGUGAAAAGGGAGGCUGAUGGGGAGCCAGGAGGGACACCAGGCACCAGCAAUCACCUUCUGCUAGCGGGCUCCCGCUCAGAGGCUGGGCAUCUGCUCCUGCAGAAGCUUCUGCGGGCAAAGAAUGUGCAACUUGGUGCUGGGCGGGGCCCUGAGGGACCUCGAGCUGAGAUCAAUGGACACAUUGACAGCAAACUGUCAGGGCUGGAGCAGAAACUACAGGGUACUUCCAGCAGCAAAGAGGACGCAGCCACAAGAAAGCCUUUGACAGCGAAGCCUAAGCGGGUACAGAAGACAAGUGACAGACUGGUGAGCUCCCGAAAGAAGCUGCGGAAAGAAGAUGGGGUCAGGGCCAACGAGGCCUUGCUGAAACAGCUAAAACAGGAACUGUCCCAGCUGCCCCUGACGGAGCCUACCAUCACCGCCAAUUUUAGCCUCUUUGCUCCCUUUGGCAGUGGCUGCCUAGUCAGUGGGCAGAGCCAGCUCAGGGGGGCCUUUGGAAGUGGGGCUCUACACACCGGCCUUGACUACUAUUCUCAGCUGCUCACCAAGAAUAACCUGAGUAACCCGCCGACACCACCCUCGUCGCUGCCCCCCACCCCACCCCCAUCGGUGCAGCAGAAGAUGGUGAAUGGUGUUACGCCCUCUGACGAGCUGGGGGAGCACCCCAAGGAUGCAGCCUCUGCCCAGGACUCUGAAGGAACAUUGAGGGAUGCUGCAGAGGUGAAGAGUUUAGACCUGCUGGCUGCUCUGCCUACACCCCCUCACAAUCAGACUGAGGAUGUCAGGAUGGAGAGCGAUGAGGACAGUGAUUCUCCUGAUAGUAUCGUGCCGGCUUCAUCCCCUGAGAGCAUCCUUGGGGAAGAGGCCCCACGUUUUCCACAGCUGGGCUCUGGCCGGUGGGAGCAGGACACUCGGGCCCUCUCCCCUGUCAUCCCCAUCAUUCCCCGUGCCAGCAUCCCUGUCUUCCCAGAUAGAAAACCUUAUGGGACCCUUGACCUGGAGGUUCCUGGAAAGCUACCUGUUACAGCUUGGGAAAAAGGCAAAGGAAGUGAGGUGUCAGUCAUGCUGACGGUCUCUGCUGCCGCUGCCAAGAAUCUGAAUGGCGUGAUGGUAGCAGUGGCGGAGUUACUAAGCAUGAAGAUACCCAGUUCCUAUGAGGUGCUGUUCCCAGACAGCCCUGCCCGGGGAGGCCUCGAGCCCAAGAAGGUGGAAGCCGAGGGUCCUGGUGGGAAAGAAAAGGGUUUGAGUGGCAAGGGCCCAGACACUGGACCUGAAUGGCUAAGGCAGUUUGAUGCAGUGUUGCCUGGCUACACCCUCAAGAGCCAGUUAGACAUCUUGAGCCUCCUGAAACAGGAGAGCCCUGCCCCAGAGCCAUCCACCCAGCACAGCUACACCUACAAUGUUUCCAACCUGGAUGUGAGGCAGCUCUCCGCCCCACCGCCUGAGGAACCUUCCCCACCUCCAUCCCCUUUGGCACCCUCUCCUGCCAGCCCCCCUGGCGAGCCCCUGGUUGAACUUCAGGCUGAACCCUCUGCUGAGCCACCAAUCCCUUCACCUCUACCACUGGCUUCAUCCCCUGAAUCUGCCCGGCCCAAACCCCGAGCCCGGCCCCCAGAAGAGAGUGAAGAUUCCCGCCCCCCACGCCUCAAAAAGUGGAAAGGGGUUCGCUGGAAGCGGCUGCGACUACUGCUGACCAUCCAGAAGGGCAAUGGACGACCAGAAGGUGAACGGGAGGUGGCGGAGUUUAUGGAGCAGUUUGGUACAGCCUUGAGACCCAACAAGGUGCCUCGAGACAUGCGACGAUGCUGCUUCUGUCAUGAAGAGGGAGAUGGUGCCACUGAUGGGCCUGCCCGCCUACUCAACCUUGACCUGGACCUCUGGGUGCACCUCAACUGUGCUCUGUGGUCCACGGAGGUGUAUGAAACCCAGGGUGGGGCACUGAUGAAUGUGGAGGUUGCCCUGCACCGAGGAUUGCUAACCAAGUGCUCCCUGUGCCAGCGAACUGGUGCCACUAGCAGCUGCAAUCGCAUGCGUUGCCCCAAUGUCUACCAUUUUGCCUGUGCCAUCCGUGCUAAGUGCAUGUUCUUUAAGGACAAGACCAUGCUGUGUCCGAUGCACAAGAUCAAGGGGCCCUGUGAGCAGGAACUGAGCUCCUUUGCUGUCUUCCGGAGGGUCUACAUUGAACGGGACGAGGUGAAGCAGAUCGCCAGCAUCAUCCAGAGGGGGGAGCGACUGCACAUGUUCCGAGUAGGGGGUCUUGUGUUCCAUGCCAUUGGACAGCUGCUCCCACACCAGAUGGCUGACUUCCACAGUGCCACUGCCCUCUAUCCUGUGGGCUACGAGGCCACUCGAAUCUACUGGAGUCUUCGUACCAACAAUCGCCGCUGCUGCUACCGCUGCUCCAUCAGUGAGAAUAAUGGACGGCCUGAGUUUGUGAUCAAAGUCAUUGAGCAGGGUUUAGAGGACCUGGUCUUCACUGAUGCCUCUCCCCAAGCUGUGUGGAAUCGCGUCAUUGAACCUGUGGCUGCCAUGAGGAAAGAAGCCGACAUGCUGAGGCUCUUCCCUGAGUAUCUGAAAGGCGAAGAGCUCUUUGGGUUGACAGUGCAUGCUGUGCUCCGUAUAGCUGAAUCGCUCCCUGGGGUGGAGAGCUGUCAGAACUAUUUAUUCCGCUAUGGGCGCCACCCCCUGAUGGAACUGCCACUCAUGAUCAACCCCACCGGCUGUGCCAGAUCAGAACCUAAAAUCCUCACACACUACAAACGGCCCCAUACCCUGAACAGCACCAGCAUGUCUAAGGCAUAUCAGAGCACCUUCACAGGCGAGACCAACACCCCGUACAGCAAGCAGUUUGUGCACUCCAAGUCAUCUCAGUACCGGCGCCUGCGCACUGAGUGGAAGAACAAUGUUUAUCUGGCUCGCUCCCGUAUCCAGGGCCUAGGGCUCUAUGCAGCCAAGGACCUAGAAAAGCACACGAUGGUCAUCGAGUACAUUGGCACCAUCAUUCGCAACGAGGUGGCCAAUCGUCGGGAGAAAAUCUAUGAGGAGCAGAAUCGAGGGAUCUACAUGUUCCGGAUAAACAAUGAGCAUGUGAUUGAUGCUACAUUGACUGGAGGCCCUGCCAGGUACAUUAACCACUCCUGUGCCCCAAACUGUGUAGCAGAAGUUGUGACAUUUGACAAGGAGGACAAAAUCAUCAUCAUCUCCAGCCGGCGAAUCCCCAAAGGAGAGGAGCUGACCUAUGACUAUCAGUUUGAUUUUGAGGAUGAUCAGCACAAGAUCCCCUGUCACUGUGGAGCCUGGAACUGUCGGAAAUGGAUGAACUAAGAAGCUUUGAGGCUACCAGGCAGGGGAGUCCCCCAACCCCCCACCUCUUCCCUGAAAGGGAUGAGGGGGAAGAGCGGUAGCAGCCAGAGCUAGGACCCAGGGCUGGGGCUGCCGGCUGACCGGAGCCCCUGGAGCAGGAGGCUGGGGCAGAGGGCCCUAGGCCAAGCCCACCCUGGGCACCAGGGACAACCUUCUUCCCUGCCACCGGCCCUUAGGCUGGCAUCCCUGCCCCCAGCCCCAGGAGGGGACAGACAGGAGCAGCCACUGGGCAUCUCAGGUUUGAGGGGGUAUGGGCCGGGAACUACCCAGAAGUGUCUGGGAGGCAGCAGGGAGGGAGGAGGAGGAUGUGUGGCCGGGCCUCACAGCCCUGCUGCCUCCACCGACCUCUCUGGCCCAACUCAAGGCUGCAAAGAGACUUGACUAAAGCUUGACAAUCCCAAAGGCCGGGUCCCACACCUGGCCCUGCCUGCCGGGUCCUGCCCCUACCCUCACCCCCAUCCCCUUCCUUCCUCUCUAUCUGUCUCUGUCUCCUCUUUUCCUCUGUGUCUCUGUCUCUCUAUGGGUUGUGUUUCCUUGUUUUCCACUCUGACAAAUGCAACGUGAUGGGAAAGAGGCAUCCAGAUGCCCAGGAGGGCAAGCUGGGCAAGCCGGGCAAGGAGACCCCGCACCCACACCUACCUCAUUUAAGUGUUGGAUUUUUUGCUGUUUUGAAAUGUGAGACCCUCUCCAAGCCCCCUACUGCCCCAACUCUCUCCCCCACCUCACUGCCCUCGUCUAGUGGGUGGAAGGGGGGUAGGAGGAGGAGAACAACAACAAUAACAACAACAAAAAUCCAUCUUUGUUUUUAAUUAUGGGCAUGGGAUGGUGGUUGAGGCAAACGGUGAAGAUUGGGGAUGACUGGCCCCUAGUUGCUCUAGAACUUCCUUCUCCAUCUGGACAUGGAGGUGGGAGGGGUGUGCUAAACCUAGGACCAGGAUCUCUCUCUCCUGUUUGCUCAGCCUCAUCCUGAGCCCAUUUGCCCUCCGGCCCCUGGAUGGGGUGUGGGGGUAAGGGUGAGGGCUAUCCCUGUGUGGCAUGCCCAUACCCAAUGAGGCAGGGUGUGGCCCAGAGCUCUCGCUUUCCCUCAGUCACCAAACUGCUGCUGGUCUGGUGGGAAUGGGUGGUGAUGUGGGGGUGGGGAGCUUAGUGUCAGCGCGGGGAGGGUGGGGGGUAUUUAUCUAUUUAUACAUGGGGUUGUACAUAGUCUUGUGGGGCAUGGGGGAGCCGGCUGGAGGUGAGAACCCUCCCCUCUCCCCCAACCCCCGGGGAGAGCAAAUGUAAAACUACUAAUUUUUGUGCUUUAUAUAUUCUAUAUAAAUAUAUCUAUUUUCUUUUUACAAAACCAGUUUAUAAAUGGUAGGGGGGUGUGGGGCGGACACAUGGAGCUCCCCUUGUGGGGGGCCCCUCCACUACCCAACCUACCGCCCUUUCCUUACCCCCUUUCCCACCCCCUGGCUGUGACUGCUGAAAGGUGGGGGUAUAGAGAGAAGCUGGGUGAUCCUCACCCCAGUGGUAUAGUUGGACUAUGUUAUAACGCACAAAAGUAAGCUGGCCCCAGGGGGAGCCAGAGGGUGAUGGGUUCCCUUAUUUUCCUUUCCCUUCCUCUUUCUGCCUAAGCUUGUGCUGCAGUUGAACCUCUUCCUGGGGGUGGUGGUAGGGUAGAGGGUGUGUGAGGCCUCAGACCCCUCUCUGGUAGGGAGCCGUGGGGUGAAGAUAAAGCUUAUAUGCAGUUCUCUCCUGGGGGCUGUGGGCAAAGGGCAUUUUUGUAAUUAAUAUUUUCAAGAAUCAGAUAUCUGGAUUGUAGACGGGCUUGAUGGUGGCAAAUGGGCCUGCUGGAGGGGUAGCACGGUUGCUGUUGUGAUUCUAGGUUUUUGUUUUGUUUUAAAUUUGGGGGAUUGUGGAUUGAUGGGGGUAGGGAGAUUUUUUUUCCUGGCUUUUUUUUUUUUUUUGAAAGCUGCUUCCUCAACUGUUUCAAGCUCCAAAUGUUUAAGAGAGUAACAACUCCCCCACACACUCCCACAGAACCCAUUGUAAUUAGAUCAGACCGUGGGAAGACUGGGCUUCUGUCCCCAAAGCCACAGAGCUGAAAGGUCUAGGCACUAGGUGGGGGAGAUUGUCUCCUGUGGGUCAGGCUCUGGUUGGGGCUUGGGCCCAACUGGGAAAGGAGAAGGGGCAGACUUUGUGAGCAUAUGCUAGGUAUCCGAUAGUCCUGUAGAAUUUAGUGAAGAAACCUUAUACAGUUUUUAAUUUUUAUAUAAACUAUAACUCAGACCCACGCUACAAGGUUGGAAUUUUGGUUGUUGUUUUUUUUUUAAGUACCCCGCCUGUAUAAUUGCAUCAGGAUCCCACCCCCGUGUUUGUAUUUUGGGUUGGUUUACACUUGCACAUACUCAAUUUUCAGUUUCCCCAUUUUACCUUCUACCCUCACCUCCAGGACCCUCCCCCUUUUUAAAAAAUAAAUCGCUGACAAGUGUGAAUCCCGUGAAGAACUUUAUUUUGUGUUGUGUGUAUCCUGUACAGCAAGGUUGGUCCUUCGUAACAACGGAUGAAAUGGUUCCCUUUUUUAAAGCGCUCUCUCUUCCUCCACCCCCAGCGCCCCUGUCCUUGGCAUGUUUUGUAUCAGCGAUCAUUCUGAACUGUACAUAAUUUAUGUUGCGAGAGGCAAAGGGCAAGUUUUGGAUUUUGCUUCUUCAAAGUUUGUUUUUAAACGACAAAUAAAAAAAGAACAUUUUAAAUA